Paramecium octaurelia is the source of this 6140-nucleotide messenger RNA. Lineage: Eukaryota; Ciliophora; Oligohymenophorea; Peniculida; Parameciidae. The record is from the annotation of a GenBank genome assembly.
AUGAUUACAUAACAACAAACAUUUUGCUUGUUAUUUCUAAUCAUAAAUUGCAUAUCAGCAUAGAAGCCCUGUGGUCUAUAUAUAUUUGAUGAGGUUGGAUGUGUCUCAUCAACUUAUGAAAAAUGUAAUGUAAUUUGAAAUCAAAAAGGUUCUUGGAAUGACUUCUUGAGUGCCUGUCAGGCAACAGAAUCAAACAAUAUUGGUUGUUCAGCCACACUCAAUAGAUUAGCGUGCAUUAAUUAAUUGCAAUAUCCUAAUUAGGAUUGGGCUUAUUGUAAAAGCAUCUAUAAUAUAAAUAGGUCGGUUUUCUGGAUAUUGUCGUGAAAUAACAGGUUCGACAUCUUGUUCUUCGAAUCUUUCGAAGCCAGCAUGCUUGGCUGUAGUGGGAAAACCGUGUUAAUGGUAAGGAUUUUGCUUGGACAUGUCAGCCUCACAGUUUUAGGAGUCAUUGGCCAAGGCUUAAAAUGACCCUACCUUCAUGAACCAAGCAAAUAUCUCAAUAUGCCAAUCAAUCACUGGAAUUUCUGUUGUUCAUUAAUCUAGUGCUUUCCCUUACAUAGUUUAACUCAUUGAUAAAUAUGGUUCGGAUAAUGUUAUGUUAAGCAAAUAUAAAGCUUUGCUGGCCAUUCCAGGAUGCCUUGAAGUGGAUGUUAAUUUGUUGAAUCUAUUGACUUGUUCUGCUGCUGGAUUGAAUUCAGCUGCUUGUAAAAAUAUCUCAACGCCAGGAUUCAAAUGUAAAUUUUAGAAUGGUUAAUGUAUCAACGUAACAGAUUUUUAAAACCUAUCUUGCCAAGAUAAUAUUAAUAAGGAAGCAUGUCUGAGUGUAACAAAUAUCAAAUAGCCAUGUUAUUGGAGUAAUGGAUGCUAACUAUACACUGGUAAGGCAGAUUGUAGUGUUAAAAUUCAACCCGUCUCUCCAUCUUUUUGCGCUGCGAUAAAUUACGUGGACAAAUCAGGAAAUGAUUAAGAAUGUUUCUAUUAUCAAAAGAAAUAAAAAUGCAGUGAAUUGUGUAGAGCAAAGUCACUUCAAUUACCAACAAGUCAAAAAAGUUGUAAUUCUUCAAGUUAUAAUUGUGUCUAUCAAAAUAACUCAUGUCUAUUUAAAGGUGUAAAGUCUUAGUGUGGAUUACUCGGAUAAAAUUAAUUUUCUUGCAUGAAUGUUAGUGAAAAUUGUCAAUUUGUAAAUGGAAUUUGUAGGUAGAUUGCUGAUUUAUCAACUGUUAAAUGCGGGGACAAUCUUAAUCAACAAGCAUGUUAGAACAUAGUUGCUGUUGGAUAAGUGUGUAAAUAUGAUAAAACUGAAAAAAAAUGUAAAGUAUUAAAAUUGGAUUUUUAUGAAACUUGUGAAAACCUAUAAUUUGUAAAUGAGAAUGCAUGUAGAAGAAUUACUGACUCAGCAUGUUACUGGGUAGAUGGAAGUUGCAAAAUACCUGUUGCCAAAGUAAGUUGCACAGCGAGAGGAUUGAACAGGAUAGCUUGUUUAUAGAGUAACAUGGGGCCUUGUUAAUGGAGUAAAGAAGCUGGGAUGUGUUAGAGUGUUAAUGUUAUUGAAAAUCAAACAUCUUGUGAAUCGUUAAAAUUAGUGAAUGAAUUUGCUUGCAGAAUGGUUUAAUUUAAGAAUGGUGUAUAGGAAGAGCAUUGUAAAUAUAAUUCAAAUACUUACUAAUGCUAACUAUUUUCAAAGGAAUUAGUGGCUCCUUUUACAAUCAAUUGUCUCACCUAGGGUUUAAAUAAAAGAGGGUGCUUGGAUGUAUUGGAUCCGACAAUAGCUUGCAAAUGGACUAGUUAAGGAUGUACAAAACUAACUUCUGUGACUUCAGCAUGUUCAGGACUAGUCAAUGUAACUGCCAAAGCUUGUGCAUUAAUCACAGGAGAAGUGUGUGGAUACGAUGAGGAAUAGACUAAAUGCACUACAAGUAUUAAAAAGAAUGCAAAGAGUUGCACUAAAUUAGAACUUAAGGAUAGUGUUUUGAAUGGGAAUGCAUGUGCUUUCAUAGAGCCAGAUGGUGACUUAGCGUGUUAUUUCGAUGCUGUAAAUUUGUCAUGUAGUCCAGCUGCAGCCUAGUUGAACAAAAUAAAAUGUAGUGACUCAUUCCCUAAUAAAUUUGCUUGUCUUUCAAUUACAACACCAGGACAAAGAUGUUAAUGGAAUACUUUAAAAAGAUUAUGUGAAGACAUUAAGAUGCCAUCUUACGAUUCAUGCGAAUAUAUAACAGAUGUUAAUGAUAACACUUGUGUUGGAUAUGAGAAUGACGUUGAAUAUUACAUAGGUGAAUCUUCUUUUUGUACCAAACCUGGAAAUACUGACCCUAAAAAUAUAUGCAAAUAGUAUGCUCCUGCUUCAGGUGAUGAAGCCAGUUGUUUUUCAGGACAGUUUCCCAAUUUGCAUGCAUGUGUUGCAAAAACUACUGGAUAGAAAUGCUAUUUUGAUACUACUUCAUUUAAAUGUACUGUUUUAGCUGAUGCUGAUAAACCCAAAAUACUAGACUAAAUAUUGUGUAAAUAAGCAAAUCAAGAUCUUUGUGUAUUGGUUACAACAAAUGAUUAAAAUUGCCAAUGGGAAAAUACAGAAAAGAAAUGCUAUAAUCCAGACAAAUGUAGCGAAGCAUCUUCAGCAGCAACUUGUAAAGCUGUUACUUAACCUUGUGUAUUUGUUGAUAAUAAAUGCCUUCUAAUUAAAAGUGUAAAUGCUAAGGAUUAUAAAUGCAAGGAUGCUAAUGAUAAUGAAAAAGCCUGCUAUAAAGUUGCAGGAGAAUCUUGUACAUUUACUGGUGGAGCAUGUAAUAAAUUAACCUAAGAUCUUGAUAAUGACACGUGUACAACAUAUACAGCUAAGGUGAAUGCAGUAGCUUGUGCAAAAAUAUCAAAAGAUGGGGAGUAAUGCAAAUAUGACAAAAAUAGUAACCUAUGUGUUACAGCAAUUUCUUCGUAUGGUGAAUGCAAUAUUGGAUAAAAUAAGCAAAAUUGCUUAUAAGAGAACAGUUGUGAAUUUACUGAGACAGAAACAGUCUAAGAUGGAGAAACUACUGUAGAAAAGGAAAUUUAUUAGUGUAAAAAGAUAGAUAGUGCUUGUUAAUAUGCCACAACAAGUGAUGCAUGCAUGUUAGUGCAAGAUUGGUGCGUUUGGGAUAAAUCUAAGUCUUCUUGUCUAAUUGCACCUGAUGUUUCAUGUUUAGAAUAUAAUGAUAGUAAUUUUGAAUAUAGUUCAUAUACUUGUGGGAGUGUAUGGGCAUCUGUUGAUACAAAAAUAUGUUCAUAAAAUGAAACUUCAAAAUUAUGCGAAGAAAUAGUAGCUGUUAGUUGCAAAUCUGCUAAAGAUGAAAUAGAUUGCAAGAUUGUUAAGGCUGAUUGCAAAUUUGAAAAAGCAAAAUGUGUGUAAAAUCUGGUCAAGGCAAAAUAAUGUUCAGAUAAUUUUACUCAAUAUGCUUGUUUGACAGGCUCACUUUUUUGUUAUUGGACUAAUAGUGCAUGUCAUGAUUAUGACGAUCAAGUAGAUAUUAAAUGUGUUUCAGAUUCUAUACCAGAGGAAGAUGUUAAUGCGGUUAUCGCAGCUGAACUGUGUUAUUGGUAUGGUUGCUAUUUGAAAAAAGACACCUUGAAAUGCACUCAAGAUACAAGUGUACCCACUGAAUGUACCGAAGCAGUAUCACCUUCUGGUUGUAAGUCUCUUCCAGAUGAAAAACACUGUUAUUGGGACAUUGAUUCUAAUUGUAAAUAAUUGACGGAUCUCUCCUAAGCUAAAUAUCUCACACUCAAAUAAGUGGCUAACUCUCAAAGAACCUUGUGUGUAUCACCUCAAAAUGAAGGAGAGCUGACUGAAUGGUGGGAAGGAUAAUGCUACUCAGUAGAUUCCAAUCUCUCAAAAUGUGAUGAUGACAUUAACAUACGAGCUUGUGAAGCAGUAUUGAGAGAUGACCCUAUUCAAUUGUGUAUUUAUAAGGAUAAUAAAUGCAAGUAUGCAGAUCCAUUGACAGCUCUUUGUACAGAAACUGUAAAUGUAUUCACCUGUGUUGCAAUUACAACAGCAGGGUAAUUUUGUGUAUGGCUGGGAUAGUAAUGUUAUGCAUUGCAGGAUGAUGGAUUCCCUCUUGGUAAAUAUUCAAAUGUGAAUGCAUACACAUGCACAAAAACAUAUACAAUAAAUGGAUAGCCAAAUAGUAAAAUAACUAAUCCAAUUGGUGUUAAAUUUGGAACUGAUGGUUGCAUAUAAUCAGAUCCAUCAUCUGAUUUAUGUAAUACUCCUGGUUUAAAUUACUAUGGAUGUUUAUAAACAAAGGCUGGAGCAUGUACUUGGAAUGGAUCUAGUUGUGUUCCCUUUACUUAAUUUACUGGAAAGACUAAGUGUUCUGAUUAUCUAAAGGUAUCUGCUGGUGUUUGUGAAUAAAUACCAACUUUAAAGUGUACGUGGAAAAAUUAUAAUUGUAUCGAUGCCACAAGUUAAUUAUUAUGCACUGACAGUUUGAGUUAAGAAGCAUGUGUUUCAUAGAAUACAAACUCAUGCUAAUGGCUUAAUAAUAAAUGCAUAGUUUAGAAUAUAAUUGCUGGUGUCACUUCUUGUGGGGAUUCAAGCACAUUUUCAACUGCUGAAUAUUCUUCAGUCAUGAGUUGUCAAUAGAUUUCUUUUGGAGGAUUACCUUGUAGACACACAGGGAAGGGAUGCACUUCCCAGAUUGAUCUUUUAGUUGCCAAAUGUAAUACUCCAGGUCUAAAUGAUAUUGCUUGUACUAUGAUCACUUUAGAAAAAUGUAUUUAUUUGAAUGGGCAAUGCUAAGUUUAUGAACCAACAUCAUCCCAAUGCAGAUAAUUAGUGAAUGUCUCACCUCAAGUGUGUGCAGAAAUAUCAGAUCCCACAUAAUUAUGCAAGUUUAGUAAGUUAAAUAAUAAAUGCAUUUCUGUCUACAAUUAUGAUUUGUGUACUAGUCCAGGGAUCAAUGAAUUUGGAUGUAAUUCAAUAGGUGUGUGCAAAUGGCAUAAGGAUGAAAAGUAUUGUACAUGUUCAUCAGUUUUAUCAGGAGUGAGAUUUUGUGCAGAUUACGAUUAUCCAACUUGUAAGGUCUAAUCAUAGUAGUGUUUAUGGGAUGAUACUUCCUAAAAAUGUAGAGCCAAACUCUGCUCCGACUUAUCCUCAUCCAAUUGUAACAAUGCUACCAUGAACAAUUAACAUUGUUAUUUCACAUCCAAGAGCACUUGUCGUGGAGCCAAAACAUGCAAUGAUGUCAGAAAUGUUGCUGAUUGUACUAAAUACUUAAUAAAUGGACAAUACUGUCAACCAUAUGUUGAUGAUAUUUGCAGAACCAAAUAAUGUGUCGAUAACUUAACAGACUCUUCAUGUAAUGGGUCCUGUUAUUGGACUGGUACUUAUUGUGCUUAGAGAUUAUGCUAAACAUUCACUAAAAAGGAUUAAUGCUCAGGCACAUACGAAGAUGGCACUUGCUUCUGGCUUAAUGGAUUAUGUGUUGGCUUAGAUUCUUGUUAUAAAUUAUAGACAUAUUAUGACAAUACUGAAAAUUUGAAGAAGGAUUGUAAUGCUGCCUCGAUCAUGGGAAAUCAAUGCUAUUGGCAAUUGGCAUAUCAAUAUGCAGAUUCAUAUGAAUGCUCUCACAAUCAAUGCAAGUAUAGUUGUUAAUGAUUAAUUAGACCUCUGGGAUCGAGCAAAAUCAAUUGUGUUGGAACUGAAAUCAGCAAUUAUGUUUGUAUUCUAUCUUAGGACUUUCAAUGUAUGAGAUGCGAAGAUGUUGUGGAUAAAUGCGAAUGUUCAAAAUACAGUGGAAAUUGCUAUUAUAGUAACAACAAGUGUAAUUCGAUUCAAUGUGCUUAGUAUGUCGAGGACUCUUGUGGUAUGAUCAGCUUUUUGUAUGUUUUUAGCCUUGUUCCCUGACAAAUGUAUCUGGCAUGCUGGAUCGAAGAUGUGUUUGAUUAUUUGUGCCAAGUUGGAUGAAAAGAGUUGCGAGGCCAGACAAACCGCCACGUCUCAGUGUUACUGGGAUUCGAAACUUGAAAGAUGCAAUUCUGGAGUUCCCAGCAAAAUUGUCAUUGACACUGUGUCUCCCCAAAUCGAAGCUGCCAAUAUCACGAUCACAAUUUCAUCUUCAUUUUCACACUUGGUCAUGAUCAUUAUUGGAUUAUAUUUAUCGUAUUGA